AUGGCAAGAUCAGCUCAGAUAAAGAACUCCCAGGGUUUAUGCAGCAACUUGACCUGUGGCCAAUACCUGGACGUAAGCAGUUCAGAGUUCUGCACGGAGCAUCUAAACCAGAAGAAACGCACAGAAAAGUCGAAGUCUCAUAAUAACCAUGGUAGACAAUUGCCUACCCAAAACUAUCUCAGCUCGUUCAGCAAUGAUUCUUGGGCAGGGACAGCCACAUCAACACGAAACUCCCACCCAAGCAUUCACUCACCAUCCCACGGAGGCAACAGACAAGGUGCAUAUAGUAAUACCGCGGCGCAGGGCUCACACACUCACUCUCCUUAUCACGUCAACAGAGCCUUAUCUGGUGCUUUUGCGGCGGGUCCAAGGUUCGACGACGCUUGGAACAACACGUGGGAUGAGCAUUCGACAGCACCCCCCAACCAAGCGUACAGCAGUUAUGGAACAUCUCCAAAUCUAUUUAUGGGCCCUAGUUAUAUCCCACCCAGGCCCGGUAUGCAGGCCUUCGACAAUAACGCCAUAUACCAACCCAUGGAUGAAUAUGGGUAUGGCCAGUACCAUGCUGGCUCUAGCCAUUAUAGCCGACCCCUUCCGACGGCGACUCCCCCUGGUCAGAGUGGACAGUACAGGUAUCAGCCUUGGACUUGGGAUAGUUACCACCAAAACUACCCUACUCAGGAUCCCAAGUAG
Messenger RNA from Annulohypoxylon truncatum, 693 nucleotides. RefSeq lists its product as uncharacterized. The transcript has a single exon. The coding region runs from base 1 to 693 and encodes 230 amino acids. NCBI's taxonomy places the organism in Eukaryota, Fungi, Ascomycota, Sordariomycetes, Xylariales, Hypoxylaceae. The record is from RefSeq and is a predicted model, not a curated record.